Messenger RNA from Ilex paraguariensis (yerba mate), 1176 nucleotides. Lineage: Eukaryota; Viridiplantae; Streptophyta; Magnoliopsida; Aquifoliales; Aquifoliaceae. The record is from the annotation of a GenBank genome assembly.
AUGAUCUCUCUCCUAUGUAACUCCUCCGCAGAGAAUCGUAACCCCGAUCUCCUCACCAUGUCCGACGACCACCCCUGCUCUCCGAUCCAUUCCAAUUCCUCUUCCCCUGACAAGACGCACAACACCCAAAACAACGAAAACACUCACAAUACCCAAAACACAAACACCCAAAGCACCGAAAACAAGAACACUCAAAACAACAGCAAUAAUGAUAGUAACAAUAAUUUUGUGAGGAGAGAGAGGCCAUCGAGGGCGUGUACGGCACGCUCUGCGGCGCGGUUAUACGAGGCGGCAGCGGCGGAGGCAGCAGUGGCCACUGCCGAGCGGAAGCGGAAAGCUGCGGCGAGGAAAGAGCGGUUUCCGCCUCCGAAAGAAGAGGAGUCGCCACCGCCAUCGCCGUCUGCCUCGCCACAAUGCAGCAAAAUCGUGACACAGCUGGUGGUGGAGCCAGAGCCGUCACAGUUGCCACGGUGGAGCCUCCGAUCAAUGUGGGAAUUGGCUUCAAUACUCAAUUUUCUCAAUGUUUUUAGGCAUCUUUUGAAUAUUAAAGUGGAGUUCUCGGCGGAGGAAUUCGAGACAGCGCUGAUCAUGCCCAAUGAUACUUUGGGUGACAUACAUAUACCAUUGUUGAAGUCGAUCCCUCCUAUUACUCGAAUGGCACUUGGACACAACACUUGGGUAACUGUUUUAUGCAGAAAGUUGAGAGAUUGGUGGCAUUGGGUUGCAAAUGGGGAACUACCCAUAGUCGCAUCCCAUGGGGCUGAGGUUGAAGCAUAUAAUGCACUUGAUCCUGGGGUUCGGGUGAUGAUCUUAAAAGCGUUAUGUGAUAUCCGUGUUGAGCAAGAAGAUAUUCGGAACUAUAUAGACAACUCAAUAAAACACGGUGUUCAUCUUUCAGCAUUUCGAAAAGAACGUAUUGGGGGUGAUUCUCAUGGAAUAUCUUAUUGGUAUGAAGAUGAUCCUAUCAUUGGUCAUCGGUUGUACCGAGAGAUUAGAAAAGUGGAGGUUAAGAAAGGAAAGGGAAAAAAUGUACAUCGUAUUCCUAAUUCAUCUUACCAGUGGGAAACCGCUGCAACAAGUUUGGAUGAAUUUCAAGAUGUUUCUAGGGAAGAAAAUAGGAGCUUUCAAGUGAUUUCUGUUGUGGGCUCCUUUGACAAGUGUCCAGCUGUGGAUUGA